UCCAGAAUAGUGUUCAUUUGGGUGUUGCGUUUGUCCGAGGGUUUCCACAAUAUGAUUUGCAUCACAAGCUGCGGAAAUUACCAUCAGAUAGCUGGGAUUGUGUAGAUGUUUUGUUGAAAACAUGUUCCUUUUGACCUUCGUGUCUGUGAUCGUCACUAUCCGGCCAAGUUCACCUACAACAGACCUCCACAUCCUUGGGUUGUUCCCCAUUACAGGGGAAUGGGACGGAGGUCAGAGUCUGUUGACCGCUGUCCAGAUGGCCAUCGAGGACAUCAACAACAGGGACGACAUCCUCCCCGGCUACAACAUCAACCUGACAUGGAGCAACUCAAACUGCAGUGCCGGGCGGGGCAUCAGGGCCAUGACGGACAACUUGUACAAUGGACCGACUAAGAUUGUCAUCGUAGGCGGGGCAUGUUCUACAGUCUCCCAGGCAACGUCCCAGGCGGCCCAUCUGUGGAACCUUGUACAGGUGUCCUACGGUUCUUCUUCCCCGGCGUUGUCCAACAAAGUGCGCUUCCCCAAGUUCAUGCGCUUGGCCUCUGCGGACACAGCCCUCACCUCCAUGCGGAUACGGAUGAUCCAGCAGCUGGGCUGGUCCCGGGUGGCCACCAUCUACCAGAGCUAUGAACUCUUUACCUUGGUGAACGAUGAUUUGCUGGAGGCCUUUUCCAAGGCGAAUCUUACCGUCGUGGCGUCAGAGGUCUUCAAAAAUAGUCCAGUAACACAAGUUCAACGACUGAAGGACAAGGAUGCCAGGAUUAUUGUCAGUGGGUUCUAUCCGGAGCUGGGCAGACAGGUUCUAUGUGAGAGCUACAAGAUCGGGCUGAUCUACCCCCGGGUGAUCUGGAUACUGAUUGGCUGGCUGAAUGUCAAGUGGUUCAUGGAGACCGACGUCACAAUCGACUGCACCCCGGAUCAGAUGGCCCUGGCGCUGGAGGGGGCAAUAUACACAGGUUUCCUGUAUAUGGAUCCCUUCGACACCCCCACGAUAUCCGGCCUCACCCCUCCUGAGUUCACCCUACAUCACAGGAUGCGGAACAACAACGAAACACUACCUGGUGACAUCCUCGCCUCACAGGGGUAUGACGUCAUGUGGACGGUAGCCUUGGGUCUCAAUGCUACAAUGACGACUUUGCUGGAGACAGGCAGCAACAAAAGCCUGGAGGACUUCACGUACACGGACACGGCGCUGGGGGCGUUGAUCCACAGUCACAUGUUGAACGUCAGCUUCCAGGCCAUGAAGGGACCUGUGUCCUUCGACAAGAACGGAGAUCCCAUCAGCUACGUCACAGUGGAACAGAUCCAGGAUGGUGAGCGGAAGACGAUUUGUUAUGUGAGGGAAGACCAGGAUGGGAAGCUGAACUUAACCCUAGCUCGCUGGGCAGGUGGCGUCCCUCCAAGAGACGGUGUGUUGACGUACACGUUGACCUUGACCUUGUCACCGGUCUUGUAUGGCUUCAUGUGCACGCUGGCUGCGCUGGGUCUCCUGGCGUCUGUCGCCUUCCUCACCUUCAACAUCUAUAACAGAAAAGUGAAAUUUAUUAAGCUCUCAUCACCACGUAUCAACAACAUUAUUCUCAUCGGGUGUAUACUCACCUACGUCGCUGUCUUCAUCUCAGCGCUGGAACCUUCUGUAGCAUGCAAGGGGAGACGGUACCCUGCCAUUCUGGGAUGGUCGUUAAUAUUUGGUGCUCUGUUUUCCAAAACAUGGAGGGUCCAUUUGAUAUUCACCAACGUGAAACUACAGAAGAAGGUGUUGAAGGACAGCCACCUGUUCCUGAUGGUGGCUUCCCUGACUCUCUUCAACCUGGUCCUGCUGGUCAGCUGGUCAGUGUUUGACCCCCUGUACAUACGCUGGGACGAGAUAUACGUGGAGUCUCGGGAGGGUGGGGACGUCCGCCUGCGCUACAUGGGGGCCAUCUGCGAGUCCAGUUACAUCCGCUACUUCGAUGCCGUGCUGUUCUCGGUCCAGGGCAUCCUUCUCAUGUUGGGCGCCUUCCUCGCCUGGGAGACCAAGAAGGUGAAGGUGGAAGCUCUCAACGACUCCAAGAACAUCGCCGUGUGCAUCUACAACUCCGCCGUCCUUGGUAUACUCCACAUCAUCAUCACCGCCACCAUGACCUUGAGACCCAACCUGGAGUACGGCAUCACGGCAGCAAUCUCCUUCAUCACCGCCACGGCCGUUCAGUGCAUCAUCUUUGUGCCGAAAGUUCUGCAGUAUCGGAAUAACCGCCUAAAUCCCGAGGGCGACCGGGGACUCACGAUUGGAAAGGAGGCGACCAUCACUUCAACCAACCUCUCCACCGUUGACGACACCGACCACAAACUGAAACAAAAAGACAACGAAAUAGCCAAGUUACAAGACCAGCUGGAGAAGCUGAAGCUCUUCAUCAAACAGGCGUGUAUCCCUGCAGGAGACAAGGAGGCCCCGCCCAGUACUGACGACCCAGGGGACGUGACGUUACCGCCAGAUGCCUAAAUUUACACAUUCCGUCCAAAAACUGGCUCUUAACAUUCGUACAUAGACGUAGGAACAUAGCCAACUCCACAUUGAGCAUGAGGACGUUGUUGUCAAAGAUGCUCAACCUGAUACGUUUGUUGUACAAAUUGUAAAGAACGGUUAAUGAUGGAAGAACAGGACUAUGAACCUAUGAAUCGGAUAUCUGUGGAAUAACUUUAAAAAGUUAAACUCCGUCUGAUAGAACGUUUGCACUAAGGAACUGUCCUGUACACAGUCAUAUCACCUCGUAUGAUCCGCAUCGAAAGAAUAAUAAGUCCACGCCGUCUACAUUUGUAGUUGCAGCGAGCUCUCAUGUUUGACACUGACUGUCAAAGAUAUGCCUGACACUGCCUUCCAGACACUUGUCUGACCCUGACUGUCAGCUAUCCGUCUGACCCUGACUGUCAACUAUCCGUCUGAUCCUGACUGUCGACUGUCUGUCUGACCCUGACUAUCGACUAUCCGUCUGACCCUGUCUGUCGACUAUCCGUCUGAUCCUGACUGUCGACUAUCUGUCUGACGCUGACUGUCGACUAUCCGUCUGACCCUGCCUGUCGACUAUCCGUCUGAUCCUGACUGUCGACUAUCUGUCUGACCCUGACUGUCGACUAUCCGUCUGACCUUGUCUGUCGACUAUCCGUCUGAUCCUGACUGUCGACUAUCCGUCUGCCCCUGACUGUCGACUAUCCGCCUGACCCUGACUGUCGAUUAUCUGUCUUAAUCUGACUCUGACGUUUGGACAUAUAUCUUACCUUGACGGUCGAAUAUAUCUAAAUCUGACUGUCAGACACGUGUCUGACCCUGACUGUGGAACAUCUGUAGGAUAUCACUUUCGAGCCAUCAUCGAAUAUAUGUGUAUUUGUGUUACGUUCGCUUUCUAUCCUAUACUGGAGGCACGGGUGGCCAAGUGGACUUGGUUUAAGGAGUUGCUUCCCUUUGCUGCCAGUCGCCAAUGUCCUGGGUUCGAAUUCCAGAUUUGCCCCAAAUUGCUCUGCAGCAUCCACCACUUUGAGCUUUCCCGCAUUUAGCUGACACGCCGUGAUAUAUGUGAAAUACUGUCAGACAUGUCAACUCAUGUUUCUGCUGCGCGGUGCGCACACAUCAGGCGUGGAAUCCUCUUCACAUCUGAGCGUAUGGAAUAUGUCAUCAACACUGCAGCUAACUGUGACGUCUGGUUGUUUAUUGUUUACUGUACAUGUCUUUACUGUGAGCAGGAUUGGGGCGUUGCGAGAGUAUUAUCGUUAAGGCAGUAUCGUUAAGGCAGUAAAGAAGUAUAAUCGCGACCACGAAGUAUAAUCUCGACCACGAAGUAUAAUCUCGACCACGCCCACCUGAUCCCCUAACGUCAGCAUUACGACAACGGAUAAACAUUGAUGUCCCCGAAUCAUUAUCUUCUUCGUCAUCAUCGUCACCAACAAUUACCAGCACCAACACCGACCACCGCUCUUAUCACGCCCUACGGAUCGAACGACUAGAACAACAAUAACAUUAAAAUAAACAGAAAACACACAGGUUCACAAUGGAACAACACUAAACAGAAAGAACUGACCUUACGGAUCAAAUGGAUUGUACAGUAUUUGUGCUUAACUGACCAACUUGAUGCGAUGCCACAUAAAUAAACAAACAAACAAACAGAUAAACAAACAAACAAACAAUAAAGAACCCACAAACAAAAAACGAGAGUCCAAUCAAUAAAAACGACAUCUCAAGAAAUCUCUUUUAAAAGCAGAGCAGACUGUACGAUUCACAUUUCAUCACAUUUCAUUUCAUGUGUUUAUGAAUCACUAUCAAAUAAUGAUGAUACCAGGUGUUCGCGAAAAGGUGAGCAUAUCCUGCUUCACCCGUCACAAACACAUGCAAAUGCAAGUCAGUUAACUAAACUGACAGAACGUUCUGGGUUCAGUAGGUAUUCGGCGUUCAACGUAAGAAUCCUCACCGUUCAUGUGAUACGUGUGUACAAUCUAAUUAAAAUCAGAUCUUAGUUCU
Messenger RNA from Haliotis rufescens (red abalone), 4489 nucleotides. Its product is annotated as gamma-aminobutyric acid type B receptor subunit 1-like. The record is from RefSeq and is a predicted model, not a curated record. The transcript is spliced from 16 exons. Gene Ontology annotation, cellular component: G protein-coupled receptor heterodimeric complex; membrane. The coding region runs from base 122 to 2482 and encodes 786 amino acids. Gene Ontology annotation, molecular function: G protein-coupled GABA receptor activity. Gene Ontology annotation, biological process: gamma-aminobutyric acid signaling pathway; G protein-coupled receptor signaling pathway. Lineage: Eukaryota; Metazoa; Mollusca; Gastropoda; Lepetellida; Haliotidae.